UCAAUCCCAAAUCUCCACCCAUUAACUCUAAACCCGAAUGUUUGGAUUAGUUAACUCUAUGGGUAUAAGUAUAUAUUUACUUAUUUAAUGAAAUAUUUUGGUCAUUUUGAUCCUUAGAGUCUAUAUUUUUGACAUAAAUUUUUUAGUGUUAUCCUAAGGUAUUUCCCUUUAUAUUUUAUAUAAUAUAAAAAUAUCAUAAAUCAUAAAUUAUAUUUAGAAAGUUAUAGAUUUAAAAUUUUAAAAGUUAUAGAUAAUAUUUUUAUUUAAUUUUUUCAUAAUAAUAGUUAAAAUAUAAUAGAUAUAUUUUAGUAUUUUUAAAAUUCAAAUUUAAAAAAAAUAUUUUUAUUUUUAUUUUUGUAUUUAUUUUGUUUUUCUUAAAAAAAUUAUCCUUUUGCAACCGCAAGAAACUGCAAAAAUUAGCUGAAACCAGCUUUUGAUUAUAUGAGGUUUAGAGCGGUUUGAAGCGGUUUAGAGCGGUUUGAAGCGGUUUAUAACGGUUUGAGUGAUUGUUACAAAACGCUAACAAUCGCUAUCAACCGCAAAAGCUGGAUUUGCAGGUGGAAGCGGCGGGGAAACGAGUCAUAUCCUUACUAGAUGAAUAAUUUUAAAAAUAAAUUGAUGUAGAAAAAAAAAGAAUAUAUGACGAAACCCAAGAAAAAUUUAAGAGAGAUGAAAGUAUCUUUCAUUCUUUUGUUCUCACGAGAAGAUAGAAAAAGAGGGAAAAAAAGAAUCCGAGAGUAAAUUAUAUAAAAGAGGAAAACCGAAAACAGUUUGAAAGCAUGGUCAAGUGACUUUGAACGUGUAUGAAGAAAAUUGCUAAAAAUAAGGGAUGGGAGAGAUUUUCUUUUAAAUCAAUUAUUAUUAUUUAUUUAUUGAAAGUAUUUUCUAUUUGUUAAAAUUUAAUUUGUCAAUUGACUUAUGCUUUAGUAUAUGAAAUAUGUACGGCGAAUGAGAUAGUCGAUUUGUUGUAGAUAGUAGAUUUUUAUAUUAGACUUUUCAUGGCAAAUUUUCGUAGCCGAUUUAAAUUUGUAGCCUACUUUUUUUUAUUUACGAAGUAGCAUACUUAUGUAAAAAAUUGUGGGUUUGAGUAAACCGAACUUAACUUGAUGUCAAAGUAAACUAAUUUUAUUUUUACUUCGAAACAAGUAAGACCUUCAAAUUGAAGACACUUAUUAAACUACACCACACUUGUUACCGACCAAUCUCAAAUCUGUAGUCGUACUCAUUCAAAGCACGAUACUUUUUUUAACAGAACACAAUCCCUAAAUGCAACUCGAUUGAGAAUUAAGUUUGUGAAACUCGAUUGAGGGUUAAAGAGAGACACGGGACUAUACCUUGGAAAUUACUCUUGGUUAAAAACGAUUUCUCCACCGCAAAUGUUUUCGAUUUUUGAUUCAGAUGUGAAGAUGGAGUUGAACGUGCAAGAGGAAUAUGAUCUGGGGUAGAAGAAGGGUAGAAAUCGAAAUCAAGUAAUGAGGGGGGGGGGGUGGUCAAUUCUUCUGUUUUUUUAAAAAAAAAUAUCAUGUCGACAAAACCAGUCUCUUAUUAAUGUUUUUCAUAUUUUUUUUAAAGGGCAAACUUGUGAAUAAUGAAGUAAAGGUUGGGUUUUUGGUAUAUUUUUUGUUUUAUGUCUUAAUCUAGUCUAGUAAUAAUUAAAUUAUAUAAGUUAGUCUAGUAAUUUGUUCAUUAAUUAGAGUAAUUAAAAGUACUUUCUCUUAAUUUUUUUUUGUUACCUGAGGUGUCCAAAUUAUAUUGAUUAAGUUAACCAAUCUUAACUUUUGAUUCUGUAAUGACAAAAAUACUUACAAUUAAUUCUAACCAAAUUUGUUUUUAUUUUAUUUUAUUAGAUUUUGUUUAUAAAUAUAUCACUUAAAUUAAUUUUUUAAGAUAUAGGUAUUUAUGUUUCUAUUUUUAUUUUAAAGUAUUGACACCUUUUUAUCAAUUUUUUGGUGAUAAAUCUAGGGACUAGGGAGUUCACAUCCACUUUAAUAUAUAUAUAUAUACGGUACAAUGUAUUGUAAACCUCGUCCAAGAACCUGAUGGCAUUGGUGAAUCUUCCAUGGGAGUUGGUUGAAGAGAUCAUCUCUCGGAUUCCGCCAGAAUGUCUUGUUAGAUUUAGAGUUGUUUGCAAACAGUGGAAUAAUCUUUUCCAUGAGAAAAGAUUCAUCAAGACCCAAUUGGAUCAUGCAUGUCCACAAUUCGUCUUAUUUGACCAAAACAAGAUAUUUUUAAUAGAUGCCAAUCUUGAUGAUCUAGCAAUACAGAUGCAUCAGAUUUCUGUAGAUAUUCCAUGUGUGUUAGCUAUGACUCCUUUCAGCACCAAUUAUUGCGAUGGGUUGUUGAUUUGUGAUCUUCAUUGUAACGGGACCGCCGUUUGGAACCCGCUGUUGAGACGCGGUCGACAAAUUAUGACCAAAAAUAUUCGAUUUAAGUUAUGUGGGAUAGGAUACGAUAGUAAUAGAUCCGAAAUAAGUUACAAGUUAUUUGGGUAUCAUUAUUAUUACGAACACGAUUAUAAACUUGAAAUAUAUGAGUGUGCAUCUAAUACGUGGAAGUAUAUCAAUGCCCCUUACGAAGAAUGGCCAAUAAAAGAACCGUUAGAUAAUCAUAUAUCACUUGGUGGAAAUUCGUAUUGGACUGCUUAUAACAUCGAGACUAGCGAGUAUCUCAUCCGAAAAUUUGAUUUUUCAAAGGAGAUACUAAAGGACUUUUGUAUUCUACCGUGUAAGAAGAACCAUGAGGGAGAUACUCAUUACCUCUCGGUUUUUAGAGGAAACCGGUUUUCAAUGUUAGAACAAUGCAAUAGAACAAGUGAGAUAGAGAUUUGGGUGACGGAAAAGAAAAUAAAAAAUGGGGAUAAGGAGGAUGUGGUAUGGAUUAAGUUCAUGAGUGUCUCAAUACCUGACAUCCCUAGGUUAACCUUAUCUAACCAGAGUUUAGGACGUUGUCCAAGUUACUUCAUUGAUGAUAGGUAUGAAAAGAGCUUUGUCCUGUGUUAUACGGACGAAACUAGACAUGGUUGCAUUUAUAUCGCCAAGGGAGGUUUGUCAAGAAAGGUUAAAAUAGAUGAUGUGGGUGAUGGUUAUAGUCACUGUAUAUAUGUUCCAAGUUUCAUCCCCAUUCCUUGAGAAAGUUCAAAUUAAGAUAACAAGAAUCAAAAGCUUGCAUGUAGAGGGUUAGCGUAUGAUCAUCGAUUAUGUAUCUUGUAUUGCAUUAUAUGGCAAUACUGGGGCCGAGCGGGAUGAAUUUUUGAAAAUAAUUUAAAUGAUUAGACUAAAUAUUAAAUGUAAAAUUUAUUAAUUAAGAAUAAA
Molecule: messenger RNA, 3311 nt
Organism: Brassica napus (rape)
Lineage: Eukaryota; Viridiplantae; Streptophyta; Magnoliopsida; Brassicales; Brassicaceae
Product: F-box protein At3g17710-like
Exons: 1
Coding region: 2040-3128 (362 amino acids)
Molecular function (GO): protein binding
Source: RefSeq, a predicted model, not a curated record